This is a messenger RNA of Gossypium raimondii (Peruvian cotton), 1567 nucleotides long. RefSeq lists its product as uncharacterized. Gene Ontology annotation, biological process: nuclear-transcribed mRNA catabolic process. The record is from RefSeq and is a predicted model, not a curated record. Lineage: Eukaryota; Viridiplantae; Streptophyta; Magnoliopsida; Malvales; Malvaceae. Gene Ontology annotation, cellular component: nucleus. The coding region runs from base 532 to 1350 and encodes 272 amino acids. The transcript has 11 exons. Gene Ontology annotation, molecular function: 5'-3' RNA exonuclease activity; RNA binding.
UCAUCAUUGGAACUAUUUGUUGUUUAUUUUAUUUUAUUCUGCUUUGAUUUGUUCGUAUAGGUAUUGAAGUGAUAUUAUGUGAUUAUUGCAUUAUAUGUACUAGGAAUUAUUUAUUAAUAUUUUCAUAUUGUUGACAUUCAUUAAUAUAGCAUUUUAUUCAUAUAUUAUUGUUCCAUGUUCCAUAUUACCUUUUAGUUUAUUUCGUCAAAUCACAUCGUGAAUUAUGUUCAAAUGUAUAUAGCCAUUUUAUAUUAUAUCCCGAAUAGGAGAAAUACACAUCGUUUAAAUAUUACACUUGUUUUUUUUCAAUUAAUUUUCAAAAUAGGUAAUGUUCCGUUUUUAGGAGAUUCGAGAAAUCGUACCCAAACUUGAGUUUCAAUUUUGUCGUUAAACUUAAAUAAUCGAAUAUUCUUUCAAAAUUAAAAUACAUAAGAUUUCAAAUAAAAAAUAAAGGCUUACUGUUAUUUGACGUUGGAUGAGGCUGAGAACUUAAGUGAAUUAGAAGAAGUCGAGGAAAUUGAUUUUCCUUCAAUGUCGGAGGUUGCUUGGAAAGCAAAACGAACCAGGUCUCGAACUUCCAAUGGUCUACUAAAACCAAAGAAACAAAAGACUAGUAUGGCAUUCUCUCGCAGCGGAGACAAAACACAGAGAAAUGAAGAUUUUGAGCCAGAGCCAGAGUCUGACAUUAAGGAUUUAGAGGAGGAAGACUUGUCAGAUUUUGAGCCAGAGCCAGAGUCUGACAUUAAGGAUUUAGAGGAGGAAGACUUGUCAGAGGAUGAUUUGCUCGAUGACUAUGGUUCCUCCUGUAGAUACGAGGGUUAUUAUGGGUUUGAUGCGUUUGGGAAAAGGAUUAAUGAUAAGAAAGGAGGGUAUAUAAAAUUAAAAAGGGUGGAGAAAUUUAUCCUUUUAGUUGGAUCAUUCGAAAAAAGGGUUUUCAAGGAACGACUUGAAUUGCACAAGCGUUGUCUUAGAAGACUAUGCCAGAAUUCAGAUAGGCAAGCUGAUGAAACGGAGAUCUUUAACUUGGAUCCUCCCAUGGACGUGACUAAGAAUUCCUUGGCUGAUAUAAAUGAUAUUUUGAGAAACACGAAAGAAUUAAAGGAAAAAUUGAAAGAGAACUUACGGAACAAAUCCGAUUUUCUCAAGAAUGGUGCUACUAGAGAUCAGGUAAGAUUAGGUGUUGCUGGAUGGAAAAAAAGAUACUACAGUCUGAAAUUCUCUGCAGAAACCGAUUGGGACAUUGAAAUAACGAGAAAGGAAAUAGUCCAAAAGUCUUCUAUGGGUGCUUUUGUACUAUUUCUCGGGUGUACCAUCGUAGGGCUGGUCAGCUAUCUCCAUUUUCCAUUCUAGUGGAAUUCGAUACAUACAUAUGUAAUCGGUGUCAUUCAUACAUAUAUAGAUGGUUCAUACAUACAUGCUCUGAGUACUCUGAGGGUCUACUAUGGGUGCUUUUAUACUAUCUCUGGUGUACCAUCCUAGUCCCUGUUUGCCAUCUGAAAUUUCCAUUCUAGUGGAAUUCAAUACAUACAUAGAUGGUGUCAUACAUACAUAGAGAGUUUCAUACAUA